Molecule: messenger RNA, 3003 nt
Organism: Dalotia coriaria
Lineage: Eukaryota; Metazoa; Arthropoda; Insecta; Coleoptera; Staphylinidae
Gene: gprs
Product: speckle type BTB/POZ protein
Exons: 10
Coding region: 888-2033 (381 amino acids)
Molecular function (GO): protein binding
Source: RefSeq, a predicted model, not a curated record
CCGACUCCUUAUAACACUAAUAUAAAAUUCGAAGAAAUACCAGAAACACGUCAGCUUUAGCACACAAGCCAGUUAAAUUCCAAUAAUAACACGAUGUUUCCGAAAUGGUUCCGCGCUUUCCUGCUCCUAAACAUUUUGCUCUUUGUCGAAUUAUACGCAUUCGAGCCUCGGCUACGAUGCUACGACUGCACCAACUGUGAAGACAGCUACCUGAAAUCGGCAAAAAGUUGCGAUCCCCGAUUCUUCUUCUGUGUGUACUUCCAAAAACCAACGAAUGAAGUGGACAGAUACUGUGGCAUCAACGGCAAUUGCACCGCACUUGUCGCACUUGCCGGGGGUGGCAACUGCUCUAUGUGCUCGUCGGAUCUAUGCAAUUACAAGUUCUACACGGAUCGCGCGCACCCGUCACUCGCCGCCAACAUUCUUGUCACCUUACUCUCAGCAUUCAUUGGCGUAAUAGUCGCCUGAGGAUCAGAUCAUUACCAUGCAUUGUUAAUAUUUUUCAAUCGCAACAUUUAAUAAAAAGAUAAUCGGCUAAAACAGAUGUGAUUCAUGGAUUUUGGAGGUCUGUUAUCACCGGAUGCGCGCUCCCGCAAUCGUUAGAACGACGCAUGCGAAGUACGGCAUGGAGCGGACUCGGCCCGCAGUCCUCUCGCAUUCGCUUCGUGUGUGUUGCUGCCGCUGGACAAGUGCACCCCCGACGGCUGCAGGAAUGUUAGCGGUGUUCGGUAUGUCGCGCCUUUUUCGAUAAUAAUUCCGCACUUCGACAACAGGUCGAAAAUCAUCAUCGCAAGUCGCGCUCAAAGCAAUAACAUUCACCGCUUUUCAUCUUACGAACGCUAUUUUACAUCAAUUCCUUCUCGUGGGAACUCACUGGAAAUCAACAGAUGCCGGAGAGCCUGCUGCUGCCGACCUACAACGCGAUGGCGGAGGCCGAGCCCGACCUAAGCACCUUCGAGAACAAGACUGGGCUCGCCGAAGACAUGAAGUUCCUCGCGUCCAUGCCGGAGUUGUGCGAUGUGACGUUCCUCGUCGGCGACACCAGGGAGCCGGUGUGCGCCGUUAAGGCCGUGCUGGCUGCACGCUCGCGUGUUUUCCACAAGAUGCUUUAUCAGGCCCCCAGCCCGCAACGCAAGAAGGAGGCGGCGCCGCGCGAGAAUAAGCUGCGUCUGUUCCUGAAGCGCUCCUCCGAGCCGCUGCUGAAUCUACAGAAUGCGUCGCAACAGAGAGGCUACACACAGCAGUUGGCUCCCAUCCAAGAGCCACAGUCGCAGCAGCACCAGACGCUCAUUAUCGAGGAGUUUGAACCAGACGUGUUCCGCCAGCUCAUCGAGUACAUCCACACCGGCUGCGUCACCCUCCAACCGCGCACACUGCUAGGCGUAAUGAACGCGGCAGACUACUACGGCCUGGAUGAGUUGCGGCGAGCGUGCGCCGGAUUCGUUCAGUGCUGCAUUAACGUUGAUACUGUCUGCGCCCUGCUGGCAUCAGCCGAACGAUACAUACAGUAUAAGUGCACCAAGUCGCUGGUGCAGAAGGUGUUGGAAUUUGUUGACGAACAUGGCAAUGAAGUGCUCAACCUGGGCUCCUUCACACUUCUGCCGCAACACGUCGUCAGGUUGAUUCUGGCACGCGAUGAACUGCAAGCGGAUGAAUUCACCAAGUUCCAGGCCGCACUCAUGUGGGGCAAGAAAUACUGCGACAGCAAUCCCAACACCAAUCUGAAAGAUGUCAUCGGCAAUUUCCUCGAGUACAUCCAAUUCCACAAGAUACCCGCAAACGUUUUGAUGCGGGAGAUCCAUCCGCUCGGCCUGGUGCCCUACAGCAUUAUCAUGAACGCACUGGCUUACCAGGCAGACCCGGCAAGCGUCGACCCCGGAAAGCUGUCCCCGAAUCGAGUGAGGCGCAACGCGCAAGGACGCUCCAUGUCCGUGCAGAGCUCCCUCGACCCGUACGGCUCGAACACGACGCUGAGCUCGAGCGGCUCCAGCGAACUGGCGUCCUCCGAGGGCAAGCAUUCGACGUCCAAUUAGCAUACGGCCACUGGCGCGCCGCACCACAGCCAUCAUCAUCACACACACCCGCCCCCAGCGCACCCGGGCCCCAUGCAUCAUUCCGCCCCACCGACCACCCACUCAUCUCCCGCUCACUCCUUCACAUUCACGAUCGUUCUCAAGAAAGUGACGCCCAUUCAGCGGCAUUAAGCCGCCUCCACACACACACACACCCCGCAUGACCACCCUGGACCGGGACCAAACGAUUUCACCAGCACCACACGCCCUCGUGUUUACCAUGACUUCCGAACUCUUUCCUUUCGUUGGUUACCUUCUCCUCGUUUGUUGCGCGGCGCAACAGUGGCUUUUAAGAAACAUGAUGUACAUAGAGAAUUGUACAUUAGCAAUGGAUAUUGUUUCCACGUAUAUGCUCGCUCUGCGAGCUCUAUUUAUCGGUCUGUUUUUGGUUUUGUACUUUUUGAUACGUAAUAUUGCGGUCUUCUAUGCUUCAACACGCAUUACUAACUGGGUCGUCAACAACUACUUUUGAUUGUAUAUUUAUCUUUGCUGUUUUUUUCUCGAAUAAGUUGUUGUGGUAAAUACGAAAUACGCCAAAGUAUUGAUUGCAAUUAUAAAAAUAGGUGUGCGUAACUUCGUCAAGUCGUCUGUGUCUGUACUAAAAGGAAUACCAAACAUACAUUAAUUGCGCGCGGAGAAGGCGGCGGCAGGGCACGGGCAAUGAGUAUUUUUGAUAAAUAUAAAUUAUUUUUGUUACGCGUAUAUUCAGACAUUCACCAGGAACCUCAUCUCAAUUCCGGCUGCGUCGAAAUUAUGCCGUUACCCACGCAGUGAGCGCGCGCGCAUCACCGCGCGAUUCAUCCGCCGCCUUUUGCAAUAAGAAAUGCUAUUUUGCUAACAUGUUACAAGGGGUAAAAAAGCGUCAAUCUGAUAUGUACAUUGUAUAUUCAUGUACUCAUUACACAUAAACUAUCGUAUGUUGCAGACAGUG